This is a messenger RNA of Drosophila navojoa, 1586 nucleotides long. It is a transcript of the gene Pld3, whose product is annotated as Phospholipase D family member 3. The record is from RefSeq and is a predicted model, not a curated record. Gene Ontology annotation, molecular function: catalytic activity. NCBI's taxonomy places the organism in Eukaryota, Metazoa, Arthropoda, Insecta, Diptera, Drosophilidae.
UAUCAACGCUUACUGCUAAAGCGAUAAGGAUAUGGUAGAUAAAUUGGUUAACAAAUUUGAUUAACACCAUUAACUAAAAUUGAAAGAUGUACAAGCCUCAACCACUGAUUAACCAUGAGGACGACGUCGAGCAGGUUUCGAACAGGAAUUCGCAACGAGGAAACGUGUAUGCGGUGCAAAUGUUCCUUCUAUCAACAUUCCUGUUGCUAUUUAUAGCCGGUUCCGCUUUUCAUCCAAAACCUUUUGCACUCAAGUCCAAACUUCCACGUGAUGAUACGAUAUAUAAUUGCAACAUAACACUAGUGGAAUCCAUACCCAUUGGUCUAAACUAUUCGCCCAACAGUCCGAAGUUCAUCAGCACCAUUGAGGCGUGGCAAAAACUUUUGGAUGCUGGAAAAACUUCAUUGGACAUUGGCUCUUUUUACUGGACAAUGCGUAGCGAUGAUUUGGGCUUCAAUGAUAGCAGCGCAAAGCCCGGAGAGGAGAUAUUUCAGCGUCUGCUGGACAAUGGCAACGGUGUGGGUUCAAAGAUUAAGAUACGUAUUGCACAGAGCGCCCCUUCAAACGUUUCUCCGGAUGUGGAUACGCAAAUCCUGGCCACCUAUGGAGCUGCCGAGGUAGUUACUCUUGAUUUUCCCAAGUACUUUGGCAGUGGCAUAUUACACACAAAACUCUGGAUUGUGGAUGGUCAACAUUUCUAUUUGGGCAGCGCCAACAUGGAUUGGCGUGCCCUAACCCAGAUCAAGGAGAUGGGAGUCUUGGGCCAGAAUUGUCCACAAUUGACCGCCGAUUUGGCUAAGAUAUUCAAAGCAUACUGGUAUUUGGGUAGCAAUCCCGAUGCGCGCAUACCAAGCUCUUGGCCCUAUGGCUACAAUACCAACUAUAAUGCGGAACAACCCAUGCUAUUGAAUGUAAAUGGAAGAUACAUUAUGAAGGGCUAUGCAUCCAGUUCCCCGCCUCCACUCUGUGCAUCUGGACGCACCAACGAUUUAGAUGCCAUUCUAAAGACGAUUAACACAGCCCUUAAAUUUGUGCACAUUUCUGUUAUGGACUACUUUCCAUUGAUCAUGUUUGAAUCGAAGAUUAAAUAUUGGUCAGCGAUUGACAAUGCAUUGCGUACAGCAGCCGUAGAACGUGGAGUAGCUGUUAAGAUGCUCAUCUCUUGGUGGAAGCAUUCCGAUAAGCGUAUGGACAACUAUUUGCGCUCGUUGCAAGAUCUCACCAUGGCCAAUCAUGUGGAUAUACAAAUUCGCCGUUUUAUUGUGCCCACUGAUAAGCAGCAGGAGCAGAUACCCUUUGCCCGCGUUAAUCACAAUAAGUAUAUGGUCACCGAUCAGGUGGCCUACAUAGGUACAUCCAAUUGGUCGGGCGAUUAUUUUGAAACCACAGCGGGCGUUGGUUUGGUCCUGAAAGAUUCGUUGCCGCAAAUGUCGAAUUCCAUACGCAAGGAUUUGGAAAGCGUUUUUGAUAGGGACUGGAAUAGCACAUAUGCUCACAUAUUAAUCUAGGCUAACUGCCCAAUCGUUGCUCUUUAUAUCAUUCAAGUUUUGUAGUUUGUUAACAGUAUUUUGCUUAUGGCUCUGCAC